AUGUCAACAGCCCUAUCAUCUGGCAAGUCUGACUUUCCCGUACCCAUUCUACAGCCAUGCCUCCCCAAAACUGAGGAAAUCAAUGACUUCCUGUUCACAGCCAGGAGAAAGGACACUAAAUGUGUCCACAUGAAGAAAGGGAGAUAUCUUUAUACCUUGGUCAUCACAGACGCAGGGCAGGCAGAGAAACUGAAGCAGUCCCUGCCCUCAGGUUUGGCAGUGAAGGAACUGAAAUGAACCAGACA
This is a messenger RNA of Myotis daubentonii (Daubenton's bat), 245 nucleotides long. RefSeq names its product large ribosomal subunit protein eL38-like. NCBI's taxonomy places the organism in Eukaryota, Metazoa, Chordata, Mammalia, Chiroptera, Vespertilionidae. The transcript has 2 exons. The record is from RefSeq and is a predicted model, not a curated record. Bases 1 to 237 code for a protein of 78 amino acids.